AUGAAUUUUGACGUUGCCAACCCACAGGCUAUGCCCGCUGGUUAUAAACCUUCCCCACUGGGGCCCUAUGGCUCUCCACGCAGUUCACCUUUCCGACGACCAGAGUCUCCUGCGUCGCCAACUGCUGUACGACAAUCUUCGACACAAGUAACGCCUUCUGGAUCACCCACCAAAGCAUCUUACGCAACUAACAACGGACGAUUCGGCAACCCUACUACACCAACAGACACAGCAGAGAGCCGCACGCCAAAGAUACGAACACCUACCGGUGACGGUAAUAACAUCAUGGUCUCGCCAAUCGCUGCGCGACCUGGCCUGAAGAAGGCCGUCAGCCACGGAAAUGCAAUGUCUCAACUGCAACCUGCGCAAGUCAGGACACUCAGAGAAGGAUUCGAGAUACUGGAUCGAGACAGCGACGGCGUCAUUAACAGAGAAGAUGUGGCGGACAUGCUGGGCCAGCUGGGUCUACCGGCGGGCGCGUCCGACGUGUCGCAAUUCUUCCCCCCAUCCACCCCUCAAACAAUGACGAUGGCAGCCUUCCUCAACUCCCUGGCCACGAUGCUCGCAUCAUUAUCCCCCCAAGCUGAACUGCUGUCCGCCUUUUCUGCGUUUGACGAUGACGACAGCGGCCAAAUAAACCUCAACGAACUACGAGAUGCGCUGCUGCACACGGCGCCGGAGCCCGGUGAGCGACCGCUGACCGAGGCCGAAGUUGAGAAGGUGAUUGAGGGUUUCACAGGUCGGCGAGCUUUCAACCGUAAUAUGCAAGGCGGGCUGGGCAAGCGCGGCGAAGUAUUCAGAUAUCAAGAUUUCGUUAAUUCCAUCAUGGGAUCCAACACGACGUCAGAGGCAAACUCGGCCGAGGCGUCGGAGGACUGA
Colletotrichum truncatum is the source of this 879-nucleotide messenger RNA. RefSeq lists its product as uncharacterized. Gene Ontology annotation, biological process: mitotic cytokinesis; actomyosin structure organization. Gene Ontology annotation, cellular component: cytoplasm; myosin II complex. Gene Ontology annotation, molecular function: myosin heavy chain binding; cytoskeletal motor regulator activity; calcium ion binding. Lineage: Eukaryota; Fungi; Ascomycota; Sordariomycetes; Glomerellales; Glomerellaceae. The record is from RefSeq and is a predicted model, not a curated record.